Vollenhovia emeryi is the source of this 723-nucleotide messenger RNA. RefSeq lists its product as uncharacterized. The record is from RefSeq and is a predicted model, not a curated record. The annotation marks the transcript as partial. NCBI's taxonomy places the organism in Eukaryota, Metazoa, Arthropoda, Insecta, Hymenoptera, Formicidae. The transcript is spliced from 3 exons.
UUUACAGUUGGUGUGAAAUCGACAGUCACAAAUAAAUAUGUGGUUGAAUCAGGUAUAGUAAAAAAACAUAAUUAUGAGAAAGAGAAUCACGAAAAUCUACCCAGUACAUCUACUUACAAUGAAUGUUCAAGUGAAACUUUAAAACCAUCUGAUAAUCUAUGUGAUAAUUUUAAAAAACAAGUAUUACGACAACUGCAAAUAAUUAGUCUUAGACAACAACAAAUGUCAGAGGAUCUUAGUGUUUUACUAAUGAAAGCAAAUUCUGAGAAAGAUGAACCAAUCGUAUCAAAUGAAGAGUCCAUAUUUAAAAGAUAUAAUUUUCCUUUGAAAGAAUUACAAGAAUUGGAAGAACUAGAAAACUUUUUAAUCCAGGAUAAAAGUUUCAACUAUUUUGUCAAAGAAAUAAUGCAAAUUGGAGGAACAACUUACAAACAUAUGAUAAAACGUGUAUUGCCAAAAAUAAUGUCAAAUGAUUUGGCUAAGACAUAUAGUUGGAUAGGUUUCAAAGGUAAACAUAAUUUUUCGACUCUUCGAACUUGCUCAGCAAUAUUAAUUGCCACUCAAAGAACGCAUCGUUGUUCUGAAGCAGUAAUAGAAGAUGUAAUAAAAUAUUGGCUUGUAAAAUCUACUGAACGACAGAAGCAGUCACAAAAAGAAAAGAAAUUGUAAGAUUGUUUUCUUCUACGUGAAAGAAAUUUGACUUCUUUGAUAUAUUGCAGGGUU